This is a messenger RNA of Linum tenue, 434 nucleotides long. NCBI's taxonomy places the organism in Eukaryota, Viridiplantae, Streptophyta, Magnoliopsida, Malpighiales, Linaceae. The record is from the annotation of a GenBank genome assembly.
CGCUCAGUAAAAUAUUUCAAUAUUUAAUAAUUAUAGAGGGAUAGAGUACUUAGCUUUAUGGUGGCGAAACGACGCGAAGAGUUGUUAAAAUAAGAGUGCUGCGCCAAUGAAUCACAAGGCGCGUAUGUAGACUGCUGGUAAUGUCGCUUGUCUGGCGGAGGAGUGGCGCCGGUUCGAGUCCUUCCGGCGAUGACAUUUUUUUACGCGAGUUGGUGGGUGUGCGCGGAGUGGAGCAAGGAUGGGCCGCGUGCUGGAGUAGGGAUUCGACUUGGGCUUGAUUUGAAGAAGCUGGCGGAGCGGGCCGCGAGUUGGAGAGUGGCGGACACAUUUGGCGCACGGGAGUGGGCCUUCUGGAUCGCGAGUGAGGAGAUAUUAAAAUAAGCGCUCCGCGCUUGUGUGACCAAUGGAGCCUUGUUGCAUACUGGUUAGUGCGC